Aspergillus bombycis is the source of this 633-nucleotide messenger RNA. RefSeq names its product putative protein kinase. The transcript has 3 exons. Gene Ontology annotation, biological process: regulation of mRNA processing; spliceosomal complex assembly; protein phosphorylation. Bases 1 to 633 code for a protein of 210 amino acids. NCBI's taxonomy places the organism in Eukaryota, Fungi, Ascomycota, Eurotiomycetes, Eurotiales, Aspergillaceae. Gene Ontology annotation, molecular function: protein kinase activity; ATP binding. The record is from RefSeq and is a predicted model, not a curated record.
AUGCUUAGCAUUGAAGAUGAAGCAAUCCUUACAGAAUUCGAGAAGGAGGAGCAAGAAAAUCCUAGUUGGCGAAAGGUUGUGGAUAAUCACACGAUAUACACCUCUCGGAAGUUUUCACUGCCGCGCAAUGACUUGUGGGGUCAGCCAGUCCUGUGUGAUCUGGGGGAGGCUAGGAUCGGAAGUUUUCAUGAAGGCGAUAUUCAGCCCGAUAUCUAUAAAGCCCCCGAGGUGCUCUUUGACAUGCCAUGGAGCUUUAGCGCUGAUAUAUGGAAUGUCGGCGCAAUGAUUUGGGAUAUUUUUGAAAACAAACAUCUGUUUAAUGCACUUGACGAAGACCAACAAUAUUCUCCAUCCCACCAUGUUGCCGAAAUGGUGGCCUACCUUGGUCUGCCGCCACUUCACUUUCUCCAGCGAAGUUCAGAAACACGCAAUGUAUUUGAUCAGAAUGGGAAAUGGUUGGGUGCAGGUGGUGUCUCCAUACCGUCAAUCUCGAUGGAGGAAUCAGAAGAGAAUCUCAGUGGUCAAGAUAAACAGCAGUUUCUCCAAUUCAUCCGCUCAAUGCUUCAGUGGGUCCCUGAGGAGAGAAAGACGGCGAAAGAACUACUGGAUGAUCCGUGGCUGAAUUCGACUUGA